UAACUUGAAAGCCUCGCCGCCGCCGCCGCUUCUCGCCCACCCUCGGAGAGCAGCGCCGGCGUCCCGCGGGCGGCGGCGGCGGCGGGGAAAGGUCCUUCCGACCUUCCCGGGGAGAGGACCGCGCAGGUAGGGGUCUUACCCUGGCCCGGCCGCCCCUCCUUCCCUCAAGCAGAAAAAAAAACCACUUCUGAGAGAUGCGCUCCGUUGUCUCCCUGCUGUUUAAUUGCCUGUCCUUAAAACCGAGAAGGAAAUUUCAUUAUGGCAGUUCUCCCUUCAACCUAUAACCUCAGCAGUGGUGGCUGAGCUGAAGUUCCUGCGUUCCAAGAAGAGAAUGUAUAAAAGGAAUGGCCUCAUGGCCAACGUGACAGUGACCUCCGCCACUCCAGAGGGCAGUAGCAGCUCUGACUCUCUGGAAGGACGGAGUUCGGACUACGCUCACAAGAGCUACGAUGCUGUGGUGUUUGACGUGCUCAAAGUAACCCCAGAGGAGUUUGCGAGUCAGAUUACACUGAUGGAUAUGCCAGUAUUUAAAGCUAUACAGCCAGAGGAACUUGCAAGUUGCGGAUGGAAUAAAAAGGAAAAACACACCCUCGCCCCUAAUGUUGUUGCCUUUACAAGGAGAUUUAAUCAGGUCUGCUUCUGGGUGGUACGAGAAAUUUUAACAGCCCAGACCUUAAAAAUAAGGGCAGAGAUCCUGAGUCACUUUGUGAAAAUAGCAAAGAAACUUCUAGAACUGAACAACCUUCAUUCUCUCAUGUCUGUGGUCUCAGCUCUCCAAAGCGCACCUAUUUUCAGGUUGACCAAAACCUGGGCCCUUUUGAACCGCAAGGACAAGACCACUUUUGAGAAGCUGGACUACUUAAUGUCGAAGGAAGACAAUUACAAGAGGAUGCGAGAGUACAUCCGAUGCUUGAAGAUGGUGCCCUGCAUUCCUUAUUUGGGGAUUUAUCUCUUGGACUUAAUCUACAUCGAUUCAGCCUAUCCAGCUUCCGGAAGCAUCAUGGAAAACGAACAAAGAUCUAAUCAAAUGAACAACAUUCUCCGAAUAAUUGCUGAUUUGCAAGUCUCUUGUAGCUACGAUCACCUUCUAAUGUUACCCCACGUGCAAAAAUACUUGAAGUCCGUCCGGUAUAUUGAAGAGCUUCAAAAAUUUGUGGAAGACGACAACUACAAAUUGUCCCUAAGAAUCGAGCCAGGAAACAGUUCCCCGCGGCUGGUCUCAUCAAAAGAAGACCUCGCAGGUCCGUCCGAAGUGUCGGCAGCUGUAAGGUUCACCAGGAGGCCCACCUGUCCUGACGCCUCGGUAGCGGCCAGCAUGCACACCCCUCCUGUUCCACGACACAGGAAGAGCCACAGCCUCGGAAACAAUAUGAUGUGUCAAUUCAGUGUAGUAGAAAGUAAAAGCGCCACCUUCCCAACAGAGAAACAGCGCCACCUGCUGGACGACAGUGUCCUAGAAUCUCACAGCCCUGUCAGGAAUCGCCCGCUAAAUUCUGUUUUCACCAAUGGUGUUUCCCUCGAAAGCAGCGAAAGUUCAGAAUUCAGCGAAGAGCCGUCCUCGGGGCUGGAAAGGGGUCGGUUGUACGCCACGCUGGGGCCCAACUGGCGGGUGCCAAUACGGAAUUCACCCAGAAGUCGGAGCUGUGUCUACAGCCCAGCAGGUGCCUGCAGCUGCAGAUCAGGGGCUUUCAUGGGUGUUGUGACUAUGGAAGGCCCCCUGAGAAGAAAGACGUUGCUGAAGGAAGGGCGGAAGCCUACGCUGUCUUCCUGGACCAGAUACUGGAUUACACUGUCGGGAUCCACUCUGAUCUAUUUCGGAGCCAAGUCCUUAAGGGGCAGCGAGAGGAAGCACUAUAAAUCGACUCCCGGAAAGAAAGUUUCCAUCGUGGGCUGGAUGGUAGCCCUUCCUGAUGACCCGGAACAUCCUGAUAUCUUUCAGCUGAACAAUCCAGAUAAAGGCAAUGUUUACAAGUUCCAGACCGGUUCCAGGUUUCACGCAAUAUUGUGGCACAAACAUCUGGAUGAUGCCUGCAGAAGCACCAGGCCUCAGGUACCUGCCAACCUUAUGUCAUUUGAGUAACCUGCUCCAGUGUGCGGUAUAACGUCCGGUGCCAAACUGCAAGAUGGGAAGAUGGGUUUCCAUUGAAGCAAGGAGGAAAGACUUCAGAGCAAACCAGCUGUCUCUCCCAGAGCGACUUCAGCACUUUUCUACAUAACUUGAAAGUAAUUAUGAUACAGCUUCUAGAAACAGAAACGUGAAUGUUAUCCUUGGGACAGGAUCUAACUCACUGCACUGAUGAAAGAGAGGAUUUGGACUGUUUGGAGAUGCAGCCUGACCCAUCACAGAACCUUUGGGUCCUUAACACUAGCCGUGGAGGUCCCAACGGCUGUGGAUUUUUGUCCUGCCACAAAUUUACCUGUCACAUCUCUGCAGAUGUUUUUUUUUUAACUGCUCUUUUUACGGUCAAGCUGCUUUAUGUGACUCAAGAACUUUUAGCCCAUGUUGGGUUUACACUUAUUUCUAAUGCACAAAACAACAAACAUUUGACAGUGUUAACUUGCUGCAGAGGGUCAACUAGAAUAGAACAGUUGUGAAAAAAACAUUUUUAUAACCUUAAGUGCACUGAGCUGCUUCGCCCUGCUGGCUGCCUCAGAUUUUUGUAUCAAACUUAGGGAACGCGACUGACGUCCCGAACCGAAGCUCUUUGGGAAAUGUGUAUUUUGGCACAAGAUGAAAAAAAAUAUCACCUGUAAUUUUUCUGUUUGUAACUCAUAAUUAAUUGUGCUGUAUUUUGCGGUGGUGGUUAUGCUUUGUUGUUUUUUAAGUUAACUGGAGGUACCGCUAGCAAUGAAGGGACUAAUUGCUGCUGAAAUACGGUCAGUUUUAAGGCUUCUUCUGGGUUACUUAUCUCAAAGGAAAGAUUUGCCUUAAAUUGUUUGGCUUGGGGGGCUGAGGCGGGGGGAGAGCUGUUCAUUCAAAAUGUCCCGCUGGGUGAGCUUCUCCUACAUCCCACAGCUGGUUUUAGAACUUCCUGAUCCCAGGAAGCAUUUGUUGAGGGGGAAAGUAUUAAUAUGGACUCUCCUUCCCUUGUUUCUGCUAAAAGAGAGAAGGUUUUCACCAAACACAAAAGCCAGCGUUCUUUUAAGCAAGGUAGACUAACUAAAAUGUCCCCCCCAUUUCUUGAUUUCCCAACCAUGCCUUUCAGCGAAGUCAGGAGCUGCUUCUUAGAGGCAGCCAAAUGACCCAGCUGCUUAAUACAGAUGUGGGGAGCCCGUGGUCAUUUUGGAUAAACAGCACUCUUUGGCUUGAAAGACCAGCAUCCCGGCUACUGAUCUGACUGUAUCUUGGUUCUCUUCCAAGCCGUUGUUUACUUUAUGCUAAAUGUCUCCGCCGUUAAUGAUUGUAAUGCAUUUUUAAGUGUCCCGCCGUAUUGUCUGAUCUCCUGUUCUGAAGAGCGAAGGAAGGUAGAGAAAUUCUUGGAUUUGGACAGGUAAUGAGAAAAACGCGUCUCGGCCCCCAGCAUUUACCCCCAAUCCUCGUUUUCUCUCGCGGCGAAAUUGUUGGAAGCCAUUCGAGCAAAUGGUGGGUUACAAGUUAGGUAGUUGCGGUAGAAGUUCAGGACGGGCACAUAGGUAGGGGUUUCCUGAUGUAGCCUCCGUUGCAAUUCUGAAUGUCUGCGGUCCCAGAAUGAUUAUUCCGGAGAAUACAUCACUUCUCUGGAUUUUCUGUCAAAUGGCUUAAUAACAACUCUGUGUAGGAGCCUGCGCCAUUCACCCGGAGCCUUUAAAAAGCUGCAUAAUGACAAUUAAAAAUCUGGCUUCCAACCCGAUUAACCCAGCUAGGAAAUUAAUUGCAUCUGGCAAAUUUGGGUUCCAAUUGCAUUAAUCUCCUUUCGCAACUCUGCUAAAAUUUCAGUGUCUCUAUUUAUUUAUUUAUUUUUAAAAAAAUAAGCUGCUGAAACGCCUUCUGAGAAGCAGUCAAGCAAACAAGAAAACUUUUCUCCGUUAUGAAAAACCGAUUUGCAACAAAAGGGAAUCGUGGUUGGUUUGUUUUUAAUAACAGAGGGAUGAGGCUGUUAGCAAGCUGUGAUGAGACAAAUGCAAAUCGGCAUUUAGUCAAAAGGAAAAAAAAAUUGGUACAAAAAAACAAAACCUGUUGCUUAGAGAAUAAAAUACAGACAGCGGGCUCCUAUUACAAAAAAAAAAAUCAGGUUUUUAAUUGCCCAGAAUGAAUUCCUAUUUACACCAAGGAUUGGACUAGUGCAAUAAAAUUAACCCCAUUCGUAAACCUUUCUGGACUGACUUGGAGAUGAGCAAGUUAAUUGAAGCUAAACGAUUUAAUGGCAACAGCCCAAGCCAGACACUGUUUUAAACAAAUUUAUGAAAUUGUACGUGCGCUGAACCUUAGUUAGUCUGACUUCCCAGAAAAUAAGUUCAGGAUUUGAUUGUCAAAUGCUUUCAGAACGAAAAAUUGAUUAUUGAUUUACUGGGUGAGAAAGGAAGGUGGGGGGGAACUCCACUCUAAAAAUGGCCCUGUUUUAAAAAGUGGUAAGUACCGGCAUAUUCUCACCAUCCUCCAUCAUUUUAGUUCGUCCCUUCCUGUGAAGAGUUUUCGGGACUGGAAAUCACUACUUUUUGGGGUGUUUUUUUUUUAAAUGACAUUGGAAAAUGUGCUUGUUCCGGCGUAACUCUCCAUUGUAAAGAAAGAAACCUGCAGGCGUUUGCAGAGAGAAGGCCAAAAUGUUGAAAGUCCCUCUGCGACUCUGUAUUUGGAAUGUUUUUCACUUAAAUUUCGUUUUUUUAAAAAAUAAUAAUCAUUUAAAAAAAAAAUAAGAAAAGAACCAGUGUUGCAAAGGAAGACCUGCCACAGUUUUUGACUUUGGUAGAGAGCUAUAGAAGCACUGUAACCCAUAUAAGCCCGGAGAAAAAUGUACAGUAAUGAUGGCGUAACAUGGUGCUUCAUUCAGCAAUACAGGCAGCAGGGUGGUUUGAAAAAAGUGAAUUAAAUGAGUAAUAGAACAGUGUAUUCUUCUUCUUAGCAUAAUCCACGUUUAAAUGGUAAUUGUCCUAUGAAAAGCAUGAGGAUUUGAUAGCUGCUUUUUUUUUUAAAGUGUUUUGUUUUUAUCGUGCAUCUUUGACUGUGAAUUAAGCGGGUGCAUAUUGGUACUACUUUAAAAAAUCGGGUCACCCCCCCCAAGAGAAGGCACCACGCCCUCCUUAUCCAGAGCCCCUCCCCCACGUCUCUGUCCAACGACGGAUCUGGCCAAAGCUCGGUCAAUGUGAAGUUUUCCGCUUUGGAAAGGACCUUCGGAGCCGGCGUGGAUGAGACGGUUCCCGUGGGCAUCACACAGGGUGGGAGAUGCACUGAGGCUGUGCUAUAGGACUAUUACCACAGGCGUGAAAAGAGUACAUUUUCACACACACACACACCACCCAUCUCUGUGGAGCUCCUUCAACCGGAGGCGCCUUCUUCCCGGCCCGGCGAAGCAAAAACGGGUCGAGGUGAAGAUGCCUUUGGUUGAAGGAAUGGAGCUUGGCGCACGUGUGGAUAUAUGUCUGUGCUCCAAGGGAGGUUAUUAUUUUUUAUUUUAUUUUUUGCCUUGUACACCUUCACCUACCCUGUCCAGCCCAGGACAAGUCGCCCUGUGGGACUGACCGCCGUUGUAGCCAUUUUUGGGAAUAUGGUCCCCGUCCCUUGACUUCCACGAUGACAAUUCGUGUAGCAACAUUCAUUCAUUCUUAAUUUAUUAGCUCGUGUAAACUUAGUGCCAAAAUGCAUGGUGGACUGGUUUUUUUUCUUCUCUCUCCCCCCCCCCCCCCCAAAGUAGCACUCGAUGGAGGCAGAAACCAGAAGUUUUCAGAGGUUUUGGCCUUUGUGGUUUCAGCCCAUUUCUAGAUUUUGGUUUUAUUUCGCUCAGUGAGACCCGUUGCACUAUUUUACUUUAUUUCCCACCCACCCCCUCACGUCCCCUUUAGCCAUAUUUCCAGCGGUCCACUGCAUGGGAUUUUAUUGUAAAGGCCUUUUCUCUCCCAAGCCUUGUGAAUUGUCUCCUUCCGGAUAAACUUGUUACAUUGCUAAUAACUGUUUCACUAAAUAAAACAAAAAGUUUAAUGUAAAACAACAUGGCUCAGUGUUUUUUCUUCUUUGAACUACAA
Ahaetulla prasina is the source of this 6156-nucleotide messenger RNA. It is a transcript of the gene RALGPS1, whose product is annotated as Ral GEF with PH domain and SH3 binding motif 1. The record is from RefSeq and is a predicted model, not a curated record. Gene Ontology annotation, biological process: positive regulation of GTPase activity; Ras protein signal transduction. Gene Ontology annotation, cellular component: plasma membrane. Lineage: Eukaryota; Metazoa; Chordata; Lepidosauria; Squamata; Colubridae. The transcript has 21 exons. Bases 332 to 2080 code for a protein of 582 amino acids. Gene Ontology annotation, molecular function: guanyl-nucleotide exchange factor activity.